AUGGCCUCGGAGACGAUAAACUUUGGUCAGAUAUUCGCUGUCGCUGUCGUUGGCUUUCUCUUAUACCGCUGGUUCUCUGGACCCAGUCCACCAUCAUCACAGUCUUCUGGUCGCAAUGGAGGGCGCCAAGUCAACCCCGAACACGUCGAAGCAGUAGCCCAGAUGUACCCGCAGUUGGACAGACGAGCAAUCAUUUGGGACUUGCACCGGAACGGAGGAAGCGUGCAGGCCACUGUCGAGAGACUGCUUGGUGGAAGAAGCUUGGAGACGGUACGUUCAAGCCGCUAUGCUCGCCUGUGGAAAGCAGCAACUGACAGCAAACAUAGCNCUCCACCAUCUUUCCAGCCUCCGAUACCCCGAGCUGCAGCCCCACCUACUUCCAGCAGACCUGUAGCUGAAGUUAAAGUCAACCCCGACCUUAUCACCCGCUACAACCUCUCAUCUCGUCUCAACGCCUCAGAAGGUACGCAAGAGUCAGAAGCGACCGGCACCAAAGGAUGGUCCCAGAACAAGACAGAAAGAUCCGAAAUCUUGAGACGAAGAAGGGAGGAGAUGGUGCUUGCUGCAAGAAGAAAGAUGCAGGAGAAGGAUCAGACCAAGGCUGCAUAG
Messenger RNA from Aureobasidium vineae, 609 nucleotides. NCBI's taxonomy places the organism in Eukaryota, Fungi, Ascomycota, Dothideomycetes, Dothideales, Saccotheciaceae. The record is from the annotation of a GenBank genome assembly.